AUGGAACGAAUUCCAUCAUCCUGUGUUGAAACUACGUUGAAUUUGUCCGCGAAUGGCAGUGUUUCUGAUAGUUGCUUUACCUUUGAUUGGAGUCAGAUCACAGCUUUAACUACAAAUUAUACUACCUAUAUGGAUACUGAUACUAAUGAAACAUACUAUGCUCAAAUUGGUGCAUUGACUGUUUUGGGCAAGAUGGGCGAUUAUGAUUUGGAUUACCAAUGUCCACCAUCUGGAUAUAAUGGUGUAGCUCCUGGUUGCAACGUUCAACCAGAUACGCAACUGGUAGUGUUGCAUGUCAAUGUUUUGGAUGGUAAAUUGUAUGCAAUAGAUAUUAUUCUCUCUGGUGCUCCUUUUCCUUCCCCACAAGAUCUGAAGGAGAACCAACCACCAUUUGGUAAAGCUCAUCACACAUUUAAUUCGGGAAUUACAAUCCAGUCCACUGGCUAUUUUAAAAUCUGUGAAAGUAAUAACAGCGAUCAAUGUCCAAAUAAGAAUCUUGAUGCUCACAAACUACCUCAUCCAUUACCAAGUAAUUAUGGAAACGGUAUCUUUGGUAUCCAGGCAGCCAACUUGAUCACAGAUUCGGCAUGGAUCAUGGAUGAUCCCAAUCAAUUACUCAUUGUUACUGCUGGCACCAAUUACUAUUAUUUCAAUGGUACUGGAUUCUUUAUGUAUGACUCGGAUUCAAAAACAUGUACAUGGUUAGCAAGUUGUAAUUAUCGAUGUGAAGUUUAUAAUUACGACUCUCGAUUCUUGGACUAUGCUGGUGAAUGGGUGGUCACAAAGAAAUGGGGCAUUACCGAAAUGGAACCAAUAGCUGUAGAAGCUUGGAUUGGUAAUGCAAUUGAUGCUGCUGGCAUCUUCCCCAUUAUCAUGUAUACCGAUAAGAAAACUGGCGAUUACUUGGGUUUAGACAAACUUGAUCCGAUUCCAAGUCCUAAGAUGGGCGCCACAUAUUGGUACACUCAGCAUGGCAACACAACGCCGAGAGCUAGCAUUGAGGCCUAUCACCCCAAUGUUGUAGAAGCUGGCUGCGUUGUCAAUAUAAGCGACUGGAUUAAUGUUAUAUUCUGA
Molecule: messenger RNA, 1074 nt
Organism: Didymodactylos carnosus
Lineage: Eukaryota; Metazoa; Rotifera; Eurotatoria; Philodinida; Philodinidae
Source: the annotation of a GenBank genome assembly